AGACAGUGUACUGCAGAAUACAGAAGAUGACAUUUGAAAAGAUGGAAGACUACAGAAACAACAGCGUCUCCCGCCUGGAAGCACUCCCUCUUGUGGGUGUGAUAAAAUUAACCAUGACGUCAGCUGACCGAGAAGAGUGCGUGCGGAGCCGCACGCAGUCACCUUAAGUUCAACUACAACUCCCAAGAAGCCAUCCGACAAAUGCGAACUACAAAAACCAUAAUGCAACCAAAACGCAUGCGCAGCAUCGUCAAAAAUGUUUAACUUGACUACAAAUUGUUCGGAUAAGAACUACAAAGUGUCGCGGGCAUGCGCAGUAUAAGCCCCGAGCCCUUUAAACAUACUGUACGUGCAAAGAUGGCAGCUCAAGUCGACUUGGUCCGUGUGAAAGUGAACGACGAACGGAUAAGGGACAACUAUGACACAUUCAUCAAAGAGAAGAAAAAAAAGAAGAAAAGGGAUUUGUCGCCGUCAGCCGACAAAAGAGAAAGAUUUGAGAAAGAGGUGAAAAAGGUGAAGCUCCAUCAUCAUCAUCACCACCACAACCACCAGCAGCAGCACGCCGAGAACCGGAGCCACCAACCGCAUCAGCUGCAGCAGAACCCCAAAGCCCAGAACUUCAGCCCGGAUAAACACGUUCUCCACAUCCACCACCACCAUUACCUCCACGGCCACCACCAUCACGCUCUCACCAACGGUACCAAGAAGAGCCCACAGCCCGCUUUCCCAGCUCAGAAGCGAGCCGUCCCCCCUCAGCCACCUGCGCUCUUCACUUUCACGCCCCUCAAAGUGGUGAAGGCCCAGCCGCAGGAGCUCAAAGACAAGCACCGGGAGAAGGAGCACAAGCUGAAGCUGAAGAAGGAAAACUCGGAGGCUAACGUGAAGCUUCCUGAACUGAAGAAGAAAAAAGAGUUGAUGCCCAACAAUGAAAAUGGAAAGUCUCUAACACUAAAGGAAUAUCUUCUGAAGAAGAAGAAAAAGAAGAAGAAGCAUCGUGACGAUGAUCAGGGUGCUAAGAAGGUCCGACAUCUGCACACCAAAGCGGUUCAGACUGUAUGUGCUGGGCUUGGGGCUGACCUCACAGUCCCUGUUAACCCUGAAGCUCCGCUGCCCGGCGUGAUAAAGCAAGAAAGCACUCGGCUUCCUGGCAGAGAACCUGCCGACAACUAUCCACCUUACCUCCAAGCACUCAAAAUGGGCCGCACUCCUUUCCUCUCGCAUCAGGACCACUACAUCCGCAGCUCCUGCCUCCAGACCGGUACCAGAUAUGGACGCUAUAUUCAUGUGGAGAAGCAGCCCAACGGAGGCGGAUCUGUGCUGCAUGCUUAUGCGGACGAGUUGGCAUGCCUCAGUCCAGCUGAGAUGGAAGAAUUCGCCCGGGAGUUCCUGGAGCUGACCUUUGGUGAGAAGCCCAAAGGUGCAGCGGUCUACGCCUUGACCGUGAUCCACGGCGCGGCUUCGUACCUGCCUGAUUUCUUGGACUACUUUGCCUUCAACUUCCCCAACACACCUGUCAAAAUGGAAAUACUGGGCAAGAAAGACAUUGAGACCACCACAAUAAGCAACUUCCAUUCUCAGGUGAGCCGGACGUAUUGUUCUGGAACGUACCGAGCCGGACCCAUGAGGCAGAUCAGCCUGGUCGGUGCCGUGGACGAAGAAGUUGGAGAUUAUUUCCCAGAGUUCUUGGACAUGCUGGAGGAGUCGCCUUUUCUCAAGAUGACCCUGCCUUGGGGAACCCUCUCCAGUCUGAAGCUGGACUGUCGCUCUCAGAGUGACGACGGACCCAUCAUGUGGGUCCGACCGGGAGAGCAAAUGGUUCCAACGGCUGAUAUGCCCAAAUCUCCAUUUAAGCGUCGCAGAUCUAUGAAUGAAAUCAAAAACCUGCACUACCUACCGAGGGCCAGUGAACCCAGAGAGGUUCUGUUUGAAGACCGGACUAAGGCCCAUGCUGAUCAUGUAGGUCAGAGUUUCGACUGGCAGAGCACAGCUGCGGUGGGGGUCCUGAAGGCUGUGCACUUUGGAGAAGGGGAUAACCGCCCUCGGAUUACCAAGGAUGUGGUGUGUUUUGAUGCUGGGGACUUUAACGAGGUUGUCCAGAGGCUGCAGCUGGAUCUUUAUGAGCCCCCAGUUUCUCAGUGUGUCCAGUGGGUGGAUGACGCCAAGCUGAAUCAGCUGAGGAGGGAAGGAAUCCGCUACAUCUGUGCUCAGCUCUGCGACGACGACAUUUACUUCAUCCCCAGGAAUGUCAUCCACCAGUUCAAGACGGUGUCAGCCGUCUGCAGCCUGGCCUGGCACAUCCGCCUCAAACAGUACCACUCUGCUGAAGACACGGAUGCCACGGAGGAGCAACAGCAGCCCAAAGAUCUCAGCCCCACAUCAGGCCGAGUCUCCUUUUCCUCCCCUGCCAGACCGGACUCCACCCUCACCCCUUGUUCACGACGCCAGCCGGACAGCAUCCACGGCGGGGUGGCCAAAACCGAGGAGCCCGAGUUCCAGAGGCCGGCCACGCCAUCGAAGGAUCCUCAGCCUGCCCCUCCUCAGCCCACCAAAUCCACUCACCUCCCCCACCUUUACCCCACCUCGGUCCACUCUGGCUGCACACCCUCGAAGGAGCCCUCGCUGCCAAAGGCUAACGGCCACACCACGGCGAUCCCUAAAUGAUCCCAGUCAGCCCUUCUUUCUUCCAGCUAUUGCAGGAAGUAUUUAAAAUUUUUGACUAAAUUUGACAUCUGAGUCAAUCAGGAAGCUUUUAAAUUAUUAUUCUUUUUUAUCUCAUAAUAAUGGUGUGUUUUUGUCUUCUUUUUUUAACCUACUGUAAUGUUAUUGUUUAAUGGGACAGAAUAAUAUAUAUAUUUAGUUAUCGGAUGUAAAGAAUCUUAUUAUUUUUAAACUGAUAUUGUAAAUUGCCACACGUGAAAGAAGCUUUUCAUUUUAUUUUAUGGAGAAGUUGUUUCUCAAAAACUAAUUCAUCCAUUAACCUGGUGUGCUUGGUCAUUGAACCCAGAAUUUGUAGCAGGACUGGCCACAAGCUAGCCUAACCCUGGCCACACUGAGCAGGCAUUACACAAAGUAACUUCUUACAACACCAAGCACAUACCAAGCAGCUAUGUGCUUGGUAUUCUGACACCACUCUAUCUUCAACAAAAAAAAUGGAUCUUACCAGAGGCAACUUAUACCAUGUUCUGCACACUAAAACCUAAAACUAUGGCAUGAUUAGUCUCUAUCCUGUAAAGAUUAGUAUGAGCAAAACUGCCAAUGAAGCUGCAAAGAAGUGCCCACACCUCCAAAUUGCACAUGUUGACUUGUUGCUAAGCACCUGAGGGAAGAUUAAGGUUUUCUGUUGUCUGCAGUUCAAUAUGUUUGGGAAAAUUGUUUUGAGAGAAGAGGAAGCACGAAUAGUGUCUCAUUAAUUUCAUCAAUUAAUUUCUUUGUUGCGACAAAAAAAAGAAGGAAGUGUUUUCCGAGGUAUGAUCCUUCACAGCAGUGCUGUACAUGGUAGAGGACAUCCAGGAUUCUCAAGUUUAAAAUGAAGUUCCACAUUUUCUGAUUUGAUACUUGUGGGUGAGUAUCCAGUUUGCAGUAGGGUGACAUUUGUCUUUAAACUGAAAUGACCUUUUCUGAGAUCCCGAAGGCCGUCUGAAGCCGCUAUAAAGUGGACUAAUUUCCCCUUUAAAAGCAUCAUGCAAUUAUGUUAGUAAACUUAAGGCACUUAAAUCUUUUUUGCCAGCUAUGAGUUUGUAUUUAUAAAGUCAUAAUUCAAACAUUGUUUUAUAUGUGAACUCGUUUACUUGUUUAUAUCUUUUUUUAAAAAUAUGUAUUUUCUGCAGAUUCUGAUUUCUGAUCUGGUAUCUCAAGCAUCUUUUAAUCACAAAGGAACUGCAAAAGUUGCACUUAGCAAUAAUAGUCAGUCAUUUUUCAUGUUUAGAAUGAAAAUGGAGUGUAAUAUGUUGUUGUGAUAGCUGAGAUUAUGUGAAUGUUGUAAUGGUUUUAUUGUUUUUUUAAUAAAAUCCUUCGUAAGGUGAUGACUUUAGGUAGUUUUAGAAAGAAUGUGUAGGAUGAAGGCUAGAAAUUAUGUUCCAAAGUGUCCAGACAUUGGAUUGAGAUUGAGGCCUUUAGUUUCUUGUUUUCAGAAUGAUGUUUAGAAGGAAGAAAGUGACGUCGUGCUACUUAGUGCCUUUUGCAUCAAUAGCUGAACUUAACACUGAAGGCUUCUAUUUUUUUGACGACUAAAAUGGGAAAUAAGUACCUGGUAGCAAAUACUUUACACAUAAUAGUUUGGCUUUCCUAAAUCACAGAAUGGAUUGUUUGCUAUGUUAUUAUGGCCUCCAUAUAGUCUUGACUUUUUGUAGCUCAUCUUUCUUGAAGAUUUUUAGAUUUAGUUUUUUUUCCCCUAACUUGUUGGCAUCUUAAAUUACAGACAGAAAGAUACAGGAUGUAUACAUUGUUUGCCAUUGUAAAAUAAUCCAAUUAUGCUUAAAUAGGAAAAACACAAUUGGAAUGCAAAGAGAUAUUUUUUAAUAAAUAAAUGUGCAGUUGCAGCAUAUCCAUAUGCAUGGCAUUCAAUAUUUAUCAGGAUAAACGUUUUAUCAUAUCGCUUUUAAAUAAUAUAGCAAAGAAGCACUGAACGAUGAGAAGUCUGCUCUGUUUGAAAGACAAAGUGCAGCUCUCAUAAGGAUUCGUUAUACCCGUUUUCUUGUUUCACACUGAAAGCAUACAUGCGAUCACAAUCAUCACACACAUGGACAUUUAAAUUUAGUCCCAUCACAUAAUGCAACAGCUUUGCCUUGAGCACAAAAUUUAACUUAAACCUAUGGAAACUCACUCCAAGCGGUUUCUCAUAUGCGAAUAUUUAAAGUCCCACUUGAGUCGAUGUUGCUUUUUGUUUUAUAGAAGGCACUGUUCAGUAGUUAAAAAUUUGCUUUACUUUAUAAAUUGCAUAAAGACUGGGCCCUUCCUGUGUGUUUUCUGAUGGAAUGUGCUGCUGCACAGAACCUCCUCUUUCGGCUUUUCUUUGCUCUUCUUCUGCUGUGUCGGAUGUUUUCUUGACAAAUUUGUAAUAAACCUGCUUCUGUCCCAAAGUCACUGAGUAGUGCAGUGUAUCAUUUUGUCUCUUCAGAUCCAGGUCUCCGGAUAGCUCCGAGGACCUUUUGGCUUUCCAAAACGGUU
Gambusia affinis (western mosquitofish) is the source of this 5166-nucleotide messenger RNA. RefSeq names its product lysine-specific demethylase 9. The record is from RefSeq and is a predicted model, not a curated record. The transcript is spliced from 8 exons. Gene Ontology annotation, cellular component: nucleus. Bases 310 to 2661 code for a protein of 783 amino acids. NCBI's taxonomy places the organism in Eukaryota, Metazoa, Chordata, Actinopteri, Cyprinodontiformes, Poeciliidae.